GUAGUAUCGAUAAUAUACUAUUGCCAAACUAUCGAUAGUGUCGACUGUCGAUCCAAUCACAUCACUAGUGAUUGAAAAGAAAAACGCCGCUACGGCUUUUGAGGUUGUGUUGUGUUGAUAACGUAUUUUAUUCAUUGUUAUUCUAUCAGAAAAAGAAACACAAAACUGAAAAUGGCGGCGGCUAUGCCUAUCAACCCUAAACCUUUCCUAAACAGCUUGACUGGGAAGUCAGUUUUAGUCAAAUUAAAAUGGGGCCAUGAAUACAAAGGUUUGCUAGUAUCAGCUGAUGGCUAUAUGAACCUUCAGCUGGCUAACACAGAAGAAAUAGUCGAUGGUUCAUGUACAGGCAACCUCGGUGAAGUUCUAAUCAGAUGCAACAAUGUUUUGUACGUAAGAGGUUCAGAAGAGGAAGAUGAAGAAGGUGAAAUGAAGGAAUAGUUUGCAACUAAGUUAGUUUUAAGUUACUGUAAUGUGUCUAUCUGGGGACUGUAUGGAAAGAAACUUUUCAAAGUGUUAAAACUGUAAUUUAGAUUAUAAGAAACAAUUCACUUAUAAAUUUACUUUUA
Plodia interpunctella (Indianmeal moth) is the source of this 566-nucleotide messenger RNA. It is a transcript of the gene SmF, whose product is annotated as Small ribonucleoprotein particle protein SmF. The transcript has 3 exons. Gene Ontology annotation, cellular component: pICln-Sm protein complex; U1 snRNP; catalytic step 2 spliceosome. Gene Ontology annotation, biological process: spliceosomal snRNP assembly; mRNA splicing, via spliceosome. NCBI's taxonomy places the organism in Eukaryota, Metazoa, Arthropoda, Insecta, Lepidoptera, Pyralidae. Bases 172 to 438 code for a protein of 88 amino acids. Gene Ontology annotation, molecular function: RNA binding. The record is from RefSeq and is a predicted model, not a curated record.